Sturnus vulgaris (Common starling) is the source of this 1793-nucleotide messenger RNA. It is a transcript of the gene GPX8, whose product is annotated as glutathione peroxidase 8 (putative). Gene Ontology annotation, biological process: response to oxidative stress. The record is from RefSeq and is a predicted model, not a curated record. Lineage: Eukaryota; Metazoa; Chordata; Aves; Passeriformes; Sturnidae. Gene Ontology annotation, molecular function: glutathione peroxidase activity.
CUCCAAAGGUUUCAGAAAUGGAGCCCCUCACAGCUAGUUGUGCUCUGAAAUACUCGGUGCCCAAAGCCAGGGUCUUUGUUGUCUUCCUGUCAAUGGCUUUGUGCACCACCAUUCUCUGCCUGCUGCAACUCAGGUUUUUUAAACCUAAAAUCAAAGAUUUUUAUUCUUUUGAAGUCAAGGAUUCACGAGGAAGGAUCAUUUCCUUGGAGAAGUACAGAGGGAAAGCAACUUUGGUUGUAAACGUGGCCAGUUACUGCCAAUACACAGACAAAAAUUACAUCGCACUGCAAGAGCUGCACAGAGAGUUUGGUCCCUCCCACUUCACUGUGCUGGCGUUUCCCUGCAACCAGUUCGGAGAAUCAGAGCCUAGUUCAAGCCAGGAAAUAGAAUCUUUUGCCAAAGGAAACUAUGGAGUAACAUUCCCUGUUUUCCACAAAAUCAAGAUCCUAGGAUCAGAAGCAGAUCCCGCCUUUAAAUUUCUAAUAGAUUCUUCAAAGAAAGAGCCUCGAUGGAAUUUCUGGAAGUACCUUGUCAGCCCUGAGGGUAAAGUUGUGAAAUUCUGGAGACCCGAAGAGCCAAUAGAAAGUAUCAAACCAGAAGUAACAUCAUUGAUCAGGCAGAUUAUCAUGAAGAAAAGAGAAGACCUCUGAAAAAGCCAUUCAGUGCCGUGGGUAUACAGCCUUUCUGCAUUCCUGGGGAAUGUUACUGUAGAAGCUAAACCAUCAGGUGAUUUUGCUACUCUUUAGCAUCCGUGUUUGCAAUUUGUCUGUUAAUCCUGGAUUGGCUCCUGCAGUGGCCUCAAGAACGACUGAGGUUACUGACAUGACAAGGCACUCGGUACCUUGCAGGGAGGGACCAUCAAUUUGCAUAAGGGGUUUAUGAUUUCUUUUUCUGAAUUGCUGACAACAGCUAAUUAAAAUUGUCACCAACAGGUAAAUAGCUAGAAAGGAGGAUUAUUAAUAAAUUACUCAGUAUUUACACAGGUUUUUUUUCCCCAUCUACCAGUAACAAAGAGAUUUUAUAUGCCAUUAACACAUAAUUGCCCUGUUAUGAAAGACAUGGGACCCAGAGACACCCAUAGCAGCGUUUCUAGACACAAAUGUAACUGAAGAUACCAGUUUUGCAAUAUCUUCUCAAGGAAGACUACUGAAUUGUGAAACUGCCAGUUGCAAAAAAUUGUAUAUAGAAAAUAAAAUUAUUAAAAGAAGCAAAAAAAAAUGAAAAUAAAUUUAGCUUGCUUGCUUGAUAUUUUGAUUAUUUUACAUUCAGCUUUACAAGACCUUUAAAGUGGUCAGCCUUUUCCAUACACUUCUGCUGCACUACAGUGCCUCGGAUGAGAGCUCCUCUCCUGCUGGAUUCCUUCCCUUCUGACCUGGAUGAAGACAGGGCCUGUGUAAAUACUCAUGGCUGCUUACAGAAGGAUUCAAGGGGCAACAAAAAUCAAGAGCCUGGCACUCUAAGGCGUCUUUCUGAGACAGUCCAAAACAGUCCUCCCCAGCCACCCAUCUACCUCUCACUUCUAGAAUAAAUUGGCAAUCUUCACGCAGAGGUAGAAGAAGGGAUGCAGGCUCCUGGCUCAAGCCUCACUCCUCUCACCUUGCAAUCUCCCCUCCCCAGUCCUGCAUGUCACAGCUAACCCAUUUCCACUUCUGUUCCACUCUUCUGUUACAAACUGCCAAGUGUUUCGAUUUAUAUGUUUGAAUGAAGGGAGAUAGUAAACUUGAGAAAGAAACCUCACUCCAGCUGUCCAUGUCUUGAAGGAGGGCUGAGAUAAUAAAAAGGAGAAAAACCUG